Messenger RNA from Podarcis lilfordi (Lilford's wall lizard), 18688 nucleotides. The record is from the annotation of a GenBank genome assembly. NCBI's taxonomy places the organism in Eukaryota, Metazoa, Chordata, Lepidosauria, Squamata, Lacertidae.
GAUGGGAGUUGCCCAAACAAAAAUGUAUAGCAGGCUUCCGAAGCAGCAGCAGCCCCUCAUCAAGAGGCAGGGAGUUCCAAAGUGCAAAUGCUGCCACACCGCGUCAUGAAUCCUUCAUUCUCCUCCUCCUCGUCGUCUAUUUCCAUACAUUAAAGUGACGUGGCCCUUGGCUCGGCCCCACCUUUCUCACAGAACUCGGCCCGGGCUUCGAGGAAGCAGCCGCCUCCGUAGAGUGGCGGGCCUUUUGGCAGGCGGAACCUUUGUCGCGGCUGCCUCCGGGGCAACAGGGAGAACCUUCGCGCCGGGGGACGGCGUGUGCCCUUGGGAUAAGGGACCCCCUUUCCUGUUGUGGGGCCGGGCUUCCGGCUAGGGGAAGAAAUCAGGUGACAGUUGCCGUUCGGGCGGAGGUGGAGUUCGAGAGAGCGAAGGGCCGCGAGCGGCGGAAGGCGCCAGCCGGAGGAGCCCGCGCCGACUCCGGUGAGAGCCCCGCAGGAGGCCAAGGGGGAGGUCCCCGGGGUCGGCGAAGGGGGAGCUUGACCUUGGCCGGGCCGGGGGCCUGUCAGGAGAGAAUUUCCGCCUUGGGAGCAGGUGCCGGGGCUCCCGACUCGCCUCCUGCUCUCUGUGGGGUGGCGGGUAUGGGGGUCGAGGCUGCUGGUCAGGCUCAGUAUGUUGCCUUUCAUCAUUCCCUCAUGUAAAGUGUCGGGGUGGGGGGGCUCGUCUGGCUGACCGCUGUUGGAAACGGAAUACAGUGGUACCUCGGGUUAAGUACUUAAUUCGUUCCGGAGGUACGUUCUUAACCUGAAACUGUUCUUAACCUGAAGGUACCACUGUACUGGGAUCCGAGGUACCACUGUACUGGGAUCUCCAUGGAUCCCAGCUUGGCCCAAUCCAGCUGGGUAGGGAGGGAGAGCCUAUCAGUGGUAGGAUAGCCGAAUACAGUGGUACCUCGAGUUACAUACGCUUCAGGUUACACACUCCACUAACCCAGAAAUAGUGCUUCAGGUUAAGAAUUUUGCUUCAGGAUUAGAACAGAAAUCGGGCUCCGAUGGCACGGAGGCAGCAGGAGGCCCCAUUAGCUAAAGUGGUGCUUCAGGUUAAGAACAGUUUCAGGUUAAGAACGGACCUCCGGAACGAAUUAAGUACUUAACCCGAGGUACCACUGUACAGCCUUAUUUUCCCCAAUGUUGUUGUUGUAGCCGAAUACUGUAGAGCCUUAUUCUCCCCAACAUUGUUGUUGUUGUUGUAGCCGAACAGAACCUUAUUUUCCCCAACAUUAUUACAGUGGUACCUCGGGUUAAGAACUUAAUUCGUUCUGGAGGUCCGUUCUUAACCUGAAACUAUUCUUAACCUGAGGUACGACUUUAGCUAAUGGGGCCUCCCGCUGCCACCGCACGAUUUCUGUUCUCAUCCUGAAGCAAAGUUCUUAACCCGAGGUACUAUUUCUGGGUUAGCAGAGUCUGUAACCUGAAGCAUCUGUAACCUGAAGUGUCUGUAACCCGAGGUACCACUGUAUUGCUAUUUAUUAUAUCCUACGGGAGGCAGUGGAAGACAGGAGUGCCUGGCGUGCUCUGGUCCAUGGGGUCACGAAGAGUCAGACACAACUAAACGACUAAACUCCUUUUCUCCAAGGAGUUCUAAGUGUCUGGCAUGUUCCUCCCCUUGUCCAUUUUAUCCUUGCAACAAGGAUAAAUUGUGAGGUAGGUUAGGACUAGAGAGACAGUGACUGGCCCAAGGUCUCCCAGUGAGCUUCAUGGCUGUGGUGGGAUUUGAACCUUACUCUCUCUCCCAGGUCCUGGUCCAACACUGUAGCUGCUGUGGUAUACUGGCGGUCUCAUGCCGAAGACUUGGCAUGUUUGCACUGUGGCUUUUAUUUGUUUUAUAGAAUCUAUAUACUGUUUGAUUGUAAAAAAAAGGGGGGGUAUGUCUCAAAGCAGUUUACUCUCUCUCCAUAUAUAAAUGAUUGUUAAAAACAACUGCUUAAAACAUUUAAAAAUAAAACAAUUGAAAAACUAAAAACAUAUUAAAACUGACACAAAAUCUUCACACUUGAGAUGUAUUCUUUUUGGACCCUCCUUAUUUCUGUGAUUGUAAAUGGUCUGCAACAGGAAUUGCAGGAUUUGAUGCAUUCAAAGAGGAGGAAGGGUCUGCAGACAUUUCUUGGCCAUGGUAGCAAAUUGGAGCCGUCAUGUUCAGGGACAGUAUCUACCUCUGAAUAUCAGUUACUAUGGGGGAUGGGCUGUCAACUUCAAGUUCUUUUAAAAAAUACACUUUACUGGUAUUUAGGAAAGUACACACCUUCAUGUCCUUUCUGAAAGCACCAAGGUGACCAUGUUUGAAAGCAGGAUACUGGACUAGAUGAACCAACAGCCCAGCAUACUACCUCUUAUUUGUUAAACUUUAAAAUGUACUUCUUGCCUUGUAGUGCAGAGUGAGGAAGAGAGGUGCCCCUCCCCCUCACUGCAUUCCUGUGGUGAUCAGCUACAGGGAGGCCUAACAAAACCAAAGAUUUUGGGAUUCAGAAUAGUGUGUAGACUUCCAUGUUAUCAGACUGAAGUGUUUUUUCCUGCAGUUUUCUCUCUUGGGUUUUAUAUUCAAUUCCUGUGCAUCACUUGGGUAUUCUCUGAUUGUAGAGUGGCUAAUCAAUUCUGAAAUAAAAUAGAAUAGAGUAGCAGCUCAGAAAAUGAACCCUCUUCUUGUAAUGAACAGAUUACAACAUUAAAAGACUAGCGAUAUAUCCAGCAAAAUGUAACCAAGCCAGGAUUGCUGUUAGUAUGCUUUUUAAUAGCAUGUAGCCAUAGCUUUCAGUUCUAAACUUUUAAAAGGCUUGUUUUAUGUGUGUUCCCCAAAGACUCCAUUUCCCCCUGUAUCAGGCUGUAUAGGCAAAAAUUUGCUGUUAUGUUGAAUCUCUCGGGUCGCCCCAGGCCUUUACAUCUUGGUGCAGGCAUGGUGCAAGACCCUUAACUGAUACAUGAAAAAUAUUGAGUGAACUGGUCUUACUUAAUUCCAUUCAAUUAGUGUUGUUCAUUGUUAAGAUUGUUUAUAAAUUCUGUGUAAGUGCUGGUGAUUUAUUCCUAUGUGUUUCUUCAUUUUUAUCCAUUCAAAACCAGAGCAUUUUGCAAAGACUGUUGGUAGAAGCUGCAUUUGACUUGUGGAAUUUUCUGAUGUUGUUCCUCUAUUCUUCUUCAAGAGUGGCCUUUGUGUGUCUCAGUUAAAUGGCACAAAUAUUUCCCCAAAAGUAAGUGCCACUGAGUUCAGCAGGGUUUACUCCCAAUUAGUUACAUAGGAUGGUGGCUGCCUUUUUAAAACAACCACCACCACCAUGCUUGGGCAUGUGCAGAUAUAGACCUUACUUUGUUGUUUCUGGAAUCCGUCUGGCUCGGGAGACAAUGGAGGAGUGUGCCUUUAAGGGUGAAGUCAAAAGACUUUACUAUAAAUGUAUUAAUGCAGAACUAUUCCAGACAUGGAGAUAAUUUACAUGCAUGAUCUAACAGGUUAAAUUGGAUAUAUAUUUUUUCCAGAAUAAAGGAAUAAUGCAUGCUAAAUGUUUUCUUAGGAACUCGAUUCAGGUAGGUAGCUGUGUUGGUCUGACACAGUCGAAAUAUAUAAAAAACUAAACAAAUUAUCCAGUGGCACCUUAGAGACCAACUAAGUUUGUUCUUGGUAUAAGCUUUCAUGUGCACACAAAAGCUUAUACCAAGAACAAACUAAGUUGGUCUCUAAGGUGCUGCUGGACAAUUUUUUUAUUUUCUUAGGAACUAGUAUGUUAAGAGCGUGAAAUGAAAUGAACAUCUGUGCAGGAGAUCACAUUGAGGUGAUCUGGGCAGUCCCUCCCAAAGUUAUCCAGUUAAUCGCCUGGAAAAAUAUUUUGGGUCCCUAAUGUUCAGCCCUGUAAAAAGACAAAGAAGUAUUUGAAAAAUCAUGUGUGUCAAAAUACAAAUUUUAGCUGCCUGGAUGAGUGACCACCUGAGAUUUUCCCAACCCUAUUCCACAGGCAUUGAUUUUGUUUUGUUUUUGAUGUUAGCUCGUUUGCGUCUAGUGAGCUGUGCAUAAUUAAUCCAAAAGAUUUUGUGGUCACAGAUGACAAGACUUUGUUACAAUGCUCAUACAAUAUUUUAUUUAAAGACUAUUUAAAUAAAAAUCAUAAACAUAUUUACUAUGGAGUAAGUCCACUGAACAAACUGGGGUUACUUCCAAAUAAGCAUAGAUAGGAUUGUGCUGUCAGAGUGGCUUGAAGGCUCAGGAUAGCUGAGAAUUGCAAAACUGGAGCAAAGGUCCAAGGCAGUAUAGUAGAAUGGGAAACAGAGCCUCGAGAAGUCAACAUGUAAAGCAAGGUGUAUGUAUAUCCUGGGUGCAGACACUUAUAUAAAAGGGUAACGUCCAGGUUAGAUAACUUUUCUCCAAAGCAGGAAACCACUAGAACGUUCAUAAGCUUGCAGCUUAAUGUUUCAUGAGAAGUGUCUGGCUUAAUGAAGGUGUGUGUGUGUUUUGCCACUUUUUUUCAUUUGAAAUGCAUGCAUGAUUUUACUAGCAGUGGCUGAAAUACUGAAAAAUCUGUAGAGCUCAGAAGCUGCAUCCAUUAAAGCUUGCUAGCUGAUUGCAAGGCUGCCCUUUGGGAGCCCCCUGCAAAAUGAUGUAACUGAAUGAAAAGAGUUCUGUUGAAAUAGGUGCCUCCUCUUUCCCACUUGCCAAGUUCUGGUGAUGUGGGCAUUAAGCUGCUCUGGACCCACUGUGGAGCUGCGUUCCCCUAUGCAAAAAGCACCAUUUCACAGGAGCCAAGUGGCGAUGCGGAUAAGGUCCCGGUUCAGUACUUGUGCUUUCUCCUUUGGCGUUUUUGCAAGGAAAGGAAGCAGAGAGGGGCUGAAUUCGCUUCAGGUAAGCGAGGCAAAAUGAUAAGAUAGCAGGGAGGGGGUUCUGUUUUUGGAAGAGCCGCAUAGUGUAUUAAGACGGGGGUCCCCUUGUGUAAGAAGUGGACUUCUCAGCUGCUUACACACUGCUGGGUUUUAAAAGUGCUGUAAGCUUUAAUUAGUAUGGUAAUCUACGAAAGUUUGAUUAGUCAUUUGCCAUCAGAUAAAUUAUAAUUGGUGAGCUGAGUUUUCAAGAGCACCCAUGUUUAUGUAUGUUUUGGUUUGUUGACGUGGCAGGAAUGAGAGGGAGAACCUUUCUUUGAACAAUGAGUGGGAGGGUCCUGUUUGUUAAAUUCCAGGUUGUGUUUUCUUUGAUACCUUUGAAUUUUAAUAAAUUCAUUGAGUAGUUGGUUAAAGUGUAAAUGAUUCCUCAGUUUAAAUUGCUGUCAUUUUUUUCAUGCAUAAAACAUGGAGCUGCCAAAUGAAAUCAAUGGUUUUGUCUAAUUGUUGGUGGUUAUUUUUAGCUUUUGAAUUGAAUGUUAGGGUGGAUGUUGUUGCAAUAAGUGGGCCAGUAUAUUGCUUUUACACCCUGAGUUGUAGACAUAUGGUGGCUUGUCUGUGGAUUUUGUUAAGUUGGAAAUGAAGGAUCUUAAGAUUAAUUGAAUGAAUACAAAUUGAGAAAGUUUUUGUUUUUUUAGCGUAUUCUGUUUAAUUCUCAAAGGUGUUCUGCUGUGCAUCCAUGCAUCUUUGUUAAACCCAUCCCCAGCUUUAGCUGUGCCAAGCCCACUGGGAAGUGCCAUGAAUUAAAAAACCAAAAAAGGCUUUGGAUGUAUUAAUAUUAUCAUGCACUGAACUUCAGGGAGUGUUUGUAAACUGCUAUGCUAAAUGUUGCGGGGCUCGGUUAAAAGAAACAAGCAGGGAACUCACUGGGAGGCCUAGAGAUUGCUUUGGUCCCAUCAGUGCCAGUCAUGAGGGUAUAUUAAAACCAGGUUGUUGCUCAGCUUGCCCAAGAUUUCUCUGGACUACGAUAAAAAAUGGCCUGAGGGCUUUCACUGUACAAAAAUAAACACUAUAGAGUAUUAUUUUCCUCAAUCUGGUGCCCUCCAGGUGCUUGUACUUCAGCACCAGCCAGCCCAGCUUUACUCCAAAACCUGUGGAGGAUGCCAGGUUGGAGACAUACGGUAGUGCCACCAUCUCCUCCUUGGGUCUGGAUUAGGGAAAUAAUAUAAUGGUGUCCCCUAAAUUCUCUUUCUUUCUUUCUUUCUUUCUUUCUUUCUUUCUUUCUUUCUUUCUCAGAGUUCAAUUGCAUUAAAAAUUUCCUGACUGGGUGUGACAAGAAUGGCCAGCAAAGGGCCAGCAGCUUCUACCUCCACCGAAAGCAACAAUGCUGGCGGGACCAGUGGCAACAGCAGCAGCGGGGACGGGGCAAGCCAGGACAGCACUUUCGAGUGCAACAUCUGUUUGGAUACGGCCAAGGAUGCUGUGAUCAGCCUAUGCGGGCACCUCUUCUGGUCAGUAUCCUGGUGCUCUUGGCCAGUUGUUCAUCUGCUUUCUACGCCAAGCUCUUGAGUUGCCUACAUAAAUGUUAGAAAAGUUUGUGUGGGGUUUUUUUUUUUAAAAAAAACCCCCGCAAACAAAUACUGCUUCUCCACUCCCACUCCUGUGUGUGCCCCUCACUCGUCUCUCUCCUUGGCAGUGCCCCUGCCAGCCAGGUGUCAGUUGGGAAGUUCAGUUCCCCACAUCUGGCUCUUUGCAUUCUUCCCAUGGGAAUGAAUGGCAGCUGUUUAAUCCCAUGAGGGUGUAUGAAAGGGGUGCAGUUGUGGGCACAGUGAUGCCAGGUGUGCUAGGAUCAGGCCCCUGCUGUGGUCUGGGAUGCACUUGUUCAUGGAACUCAGUGAGAGCCACUGUAAGACCUGCUUUCCUAGUGCCACACCUUUACCUGGAGAGCCCUGCCCUCAGUGCUGUGGUAAACCUUGAGCGUGGCAGAGCCUGGGGACUGGCAUGAGUGCAGUUUUGCUGUUUUACGUAUUUGAUUGUGAAUGUAUAAACUGUUUAAUAUAGAAUGCCUUAAGUGGUGAAUGAAUGUGUAUUCAAACAUGUAUGAUAAAAUCGGCCAUAAGACAAAGCGGCUAUGGAAAAAUCAUCAUUAUUCUUGUUCUUAUUGGGAACGUAACUUCCAUUGUCCCUGAACACUGGCUAAGUCGUCGUAUGGAGGGGACACCAGGUUGAGGAAGGCCUUUGGCUUGCUUUUCCACAGCGCUGGUGAGAAGCCAGUUCUAGAUGCUGCCACACCUGUGCGGAAACAACUUUCAGCCCAAAAUACCCUCGUGUGGUCCUGUUAGUUCAUGCUCCAUUUGCAUACUCCAGUUUCACUGUGUUGGGUUCUUCUUUUUCUGAGGCUGCUGGAAUGUAAAGCUCAGCUGCCUCUAGGUAAAGUUGGGGUGAUUCUCUCCACCCCUCUGCCUCAUGCCCAUUUUAGAGUGUGUGCCCAGGACAGCUGUAUAAGCCAGAUUUUCCUUCUCCCUCCAUUCCUAUCAUUACUUAAAAUAAAAUAAUGCAUGAACAGGAAUUUCUGAUGCACUGGGGAAAUCUGCAGGCUGGCCAUCUGCCAUCUGAGUGCAAUGCAGGAAUGCUAAAGAACCCCUGACAGACUGCCACCAAACCUCUGUUUAAAAACCUCCAGUGAAGGAGAGUCCAUCACCUUCCGAAGGAGCCUGUUCCACUAUCGAACAGCCCUUAUUGCCAGAAAGUUCUUCCUAAUGUUUACUUGGUCUAACCUUUCUUGUAAUUUGAAUCCAUUGGAUCUGGUCCCACCCUCUGGAACAGGAUAAUGCAAGCUUGCUUCAUCUUCCAUGCAACAUUGCGACAGCACUUUAGAUAUUUGAAGAUGGCUUUCAUAUCAUAUCUCAGUCUUAUCCAGGCUAACCAUAUCCAACUCCCUCAACUGCAUAAGGCUUGGUACUACCUAGAAGAGAAGCAAAUUGUAUUAUCUGGAAGUGAAGCAAUUUUAAAAAAAAACACCACCCCUAGCUGCUUUCUUACUUAAAUAUUAUUGUUUUAAUACCCAACUGUGGAACCGGCAGGGCUGGAUUCCAGUCUAUUGCUUGCUCAGUGUAUUUUGAUCUCUCUCCCUUUUCUCCUCCUGCCUCCACCGCUGCUCUCCUCCUGCCCUGUGAACAAAUCAUUCUGGGAUUCUCAACAGUUGGCCUUGUUUACACCAGGUAAGGCAGCUAGCUUUUCUUUUGCUUUGUCUUUCAUCAGCUCCUCUUGCUCAGUCAACCCCUCAGCUCUCUGGGGGAACUGAGAAGGUGCAAUAUCCCUUUCAGUUUCUAAAUGGUGCCUGUGCACCAGAGAUCUCUAGGGCAACCCAAUCUGCUAAUAACUGUUUGCAUGCAAUAGUUUGUAAUCUGCAGCUUUUUCUGUGGGGGUGAUUGUUCUUUGUUGGAAGCUUCUAUUGGUUUCAGUGAGAUGGCACAGAUAAAUAAUAAGUAUCUGCGAGGUGGCUGAGUGUUCAGAGCACUUUUGUACACUCUCUUGGUGCAACAGCUCUGUAAAGGUAGGUCAGUAUAAAUAUGAAAAUGAGGUUACGUCAGUGUCACCUGCUUUUGUCACUGGCAAAAGUGAGGAGUUUCCAUCUCUGUGCCCUGCACCAACUUCCAAAUACUGGGGUGGGAGAGGCCAUAUGUUAGUGUGCAGCUUAAAGGCCUGAGGCAAGAGUUGUGGCCUGUUGUAUGUUAAGGGAUGCUGAGGAAAAAGUGUGGGUCAGGCCACAAAAGUGAUAGAAGAGUCUGCAUGCCACACAAUAGCCUUUGUCAACCUGGGGCCCUCCAGAUGUUGUAGAUUCCAGGUCCCACUGGCCUCAGCCAGCACAGCUGUACAAUGCUGGGGAGUUGAAGUACAUGCUGGCUGAAAUGAAGGUGUUUUAGAGUGAAAUAUCUAAAGGGAGCCAGAUAUUGCUGCCACAGAACCAUGCAGUAAAAAUGGUCCCAAAGUGCUGAGAGCAUGAGAAGAUGUUUGGCAGUGGCGGAGAGGCGGAGAUGAUUCCUUGUGCCCAGAAGAUUUUGUGAAUGGCACAUGCGAUGACACUUAGCAUAUGCUUUCGGUGGUGGUAUUAUGAUUCUGAUUCGUUAAUGUAUUUAAAUCCCACCUUUCUCCCAAAUUUGAUUCAAGGAGACUUACAGCAUUUUACAAACCUCGUUCUAAAACACAAAGGGAUGAAAACAAACUAGUUAAAAACCAUAUUUAAAAUAAAAUAAAUCACAUUCAGAACCAGCAUUAAAAUACUGAUUGCACCUCGUUUCCAAAGGCCUUUCUGAACAGGGAGGUCUUGGGCUGCUGAUGGAAAGAUAGUAAGGAAGGAGCCAGACUAGCCUCUCUAGAAAGGGAACUGCACAAUAGGGAGUCCUGUGUGCUUCAUGCAAGGCACAUCUCUAGUCUCUUGCUCAGGUUUGUUCAUUCUUUCCUGCCUUUUCAGUGGUUAGAGACCAGGCCCAAUCGGCAGGUGUGUCCUGUAUGUAAAGCAGGUAUCAGCCGCGACAAGGUCAUCCCACUUUAUGGAAGGGGCAGCACCGGACAGCAGGACCCCAGGUAAGAAUGUUGGAAGCUAUUUCCUACAGCUGUAGGGGUGUGCAGCCUUCCAGCUGUUGCUGAACUACAGCUCCCACUGGCCCGCAGGAAGCAUGGCCAAUGGUCAGGGAUGAUGGGAGUUGUAAUUCAGCAACAUCAGGAGAGCCAAAGGUGCCCCAUGCCUGUGUUACAAAAACAGCCUUUCUUUUGUGGGAGCCACAAGCCCUUAUGGAGUGGGAUUUGCAGAAGUGAACGUGGUGUGUUUAGGUGAUAUUGUUGCCAAAUGCCUGCAAAGCCUUCACCCAUCUGUAGUCUUAUCUUUUAAAAUCUCCCUGCUUGAACUGUCUGUAGCAGUGGUUCCCAAACCCUUUUGGGCUGCCACCCCCUUGGUUCCAUAAACUCAUCCCCAAUGCCCCCUAGUGUACUACACUAUUAAAAAAAGCAUUAUACAGAAUGGCACUUAGCAUAACCCACUAAGGAAGAUAAUAACACCGUCAGUUUGAGAACAACAACAAUUAGUUGCACAUUAAUCCAAAAUCCAAUUAAAACUAUUUAGUUUAAUUUGUUAACCUGUGGAAAUAAUUUGAGCUGGAAUUGGAGCAUUUGCCUGUGUACGAGAACUUCGCUAUUCCCCUUCACUGCAGGCUGAUAGACAAGGCUGAUUAGAGCAUGAGAACUGGGCAACACUGUUCAUGAAAAUGCAUUUGAGAUCCUGAGUGUUUCUAAGGAUUUAGAAUUAUGCAAUGUGGAUCUGUAGGAAUAAGUAACUUGAGCUGCUCUUUAAAAGAAACCAGUCUGAUAACAUCAGCCCCAAUAGGCACAUUAGUGCAAAAGACAUUUCAUUAUGCUAUGAAGCAUUGCUGUAAACUGUAAAAGUGGCAGUGAAAAGUGUUGUGACUCAUAUACUAGAUUAUCAAACGUUCUCAAUUCCUGCCUGGCAGGGGGCUGGACUAGAUGAGCCUCGGGGUCCCUUCCAAUUCUACAAUUCUGUGAUUCCUUAACUGCGAGAAGUGAGGUUACAGAAAACCAGGCAGAGAGCCUUCUCGGCAGUGGCGCCCUCCCUGUGGAAUGCCCUCCCAUCAGAUGUCAAGGAGAUAAAUAACUAUACAACUUUUAGAAGGCAUCUGAAGACAGCUCUGUAUCGAGAAGUUUUUCAUGUUUGAUUAUGUUUUUAUGUGCGUUGGACGCCUCUCAGAGUGACUGGGGCAACCCAGCUAGAUGGGUGGUGUAUAUUAUUAUUAUUAUUAUUAGUAGUAGUAGUAGUACUACCAGCUUAUUGAAGUCUGAUAGUCAUUUGCAGCUCCAUCACCCAGAUGCUGCCCCCUUGCCUCAAAUGCAAAGGUUCAACCCUUGGCAUUUCCAGUUAAAGCUGGGGAAAGAUUCCUUCCUGAAACUCUGGAAAUCUGAUGUCAGUCAGGGUAGGCAAUACUGAGUUGGAUGGGUCAGUGGACUGACUCAGUAUAGUGUCGGGCUGUCACUCAGUGGUAGAACAUCUGCUUUGCAGACAAAAAGUCCCAGGUUCAAUCCCCAGUGGCCUUUCCAGGGAGGGCUGGGAAAAUACUUCCUGCCUUAAACGCCAAAGAGUUGCUGCCAGUCAGGGUAGACCGUAGUGAGCUAGGUGGAGCAAUGGUCUAACUUGAUGUCAAGUAGCUUCCUAUAUUCCACUAUUGUGAAAGGUCUCCACCCUCUUACAGUCUGUGAUGGUCACACUGAUGCAACACUCUCUGUCUCUCUCUCUCUCAAAUAAUAAUGAUAAGAGUUUCAACAUAGGCCAGCAAUUAAAGAGGAAGAUAGGCAUGGAAACACCUCUUCAGCUACCCCAUCCCCCAUGGCUGGAAUGCAGUGGAAGGAAAGAAAGGAACUCUUGGGUCCAGGUGGUGUUCAUCAGGUCCCAGAGUUGACCAGAGCUGGGCUGGGCUUGACUGAAUGAAUUGUCUCUUGCAGAGAGAAGACACCACCACGGCCUCAAGGCCAGAGACCUGAGCCGGAAAACAGAGGGGUGAGUAAGCUACGAUUUGCAGCCUUUGGGGGUUACUUCUGUAUCUCCCAGAAGUACAAAUGAGACAAAAAGGCAUGUUGCUCACCCUUAGGGCUAUGAAGAGCAACAUACAAGCUUAAGCCAAAGCAUCAGAACAGCCUUGUUCUGUCUGGUGCCUUCCAGAUGUCUUGGACUACAACUCCUAUCAGCCCCAGCCAGCCUGCUGGCCGGAGCUGAUGGGUGCUGUAGUCCAAGACAUCUGGAAGGCACCAGACAGGGCAAACCUACAGGAGACAGUAGACUGGGUGACCUGCCAUUCUCCCAUACUUUUCCUUGGGUUGGAGAAUGAUUUUCCUUCUCCUCUGGGCACCUGUUGGCCCCUUGUACAUUCUUUUAGCCCUGUGGUCAGGAACCUCCAGCCCGUGGACCUAAUUUGGCCCAUGAGGCUGUUUUCCCUCAAGCCAUACCCAUCUGCCUCACAUGUCACAAUAUAUUGCAUCAGGUGUGGAGCAAGUAAAAAUACAGCCACAAAGAAACAACUGGAAGCCUUAAAAUGUGCUCCAAAUAGUUUCUUGGCAAGCACAGUUCUUAAAUUCAGUGUCACUGGGAUAGAUUCUGCUUGAGAGCUCCCAACCGGAGGUCCUGAACAAAGCCGAUUCCUGCCAAAAGUGGGACUUGAAGACAGCACUGAUCAGCUGUCCCACUCUUCCUCAUCCUCACAACAAUCCUGUGAGGUAGGUUAAGCAGAGAGAUUAAAUGGCCAGAGGUCACUCAGUGAGCCUCAUGGCUGAACAACGGUUUGAACCCUGUCCUCCUAAGGUCUCUUACUUUGAUGCUGAAAACACUGCACCACACUGGCUCUUAGUAACCAUGUUUCCUUUUUGUAGGAUUUUAUAAAAAUGUGGAUUUUGAAAGCCUGUGGGGACCGUGUAUGUAAACAGCCUCUGAUUAUAGUUGGUCUCCAAUAAGUCUGUGCUACUGGGGAAUGAAGAUUGAUAUGUGUAAACAUAGAGUGUGUGUAGACAUGGGGGUUAUGAAUAGCUGGCUGUGUGGGGUUGAGAGAUAUUGGACAGGCUGCAGAAUUUCCUAGCAUGAAGACGGGGAGCACACCUGACCUGAUGAAAUAAUUGCAUUUUUCCAUGCAAGGCAGCUUGGAGCCUCCAGGGUCUACCUGUGGGCCUCAUUGCUUCAAACAAACAGCUCUGUUGGGUGUCAUUAAGAAGCCUUUUUCUUUUCUCCGCACUCCCUGCAGAGUUGGUGGUGCCUUAUUAAAUCAGCAGCUGAACUUGAGAGCACCUUUUUAGCAGAUGCUGCUGCCAGCACUAAGACUGCUGGAGCACAAAAGCCUUGCUUGCAUUCUGCUCUACUGGCAUGGCCUUGAGGAUCAGCACAGAAUACCCCGUCUCUGAUCAGGUGGCCAGCAGCUGGUAGUACAAGCCAUGUGGCCUGUCCCACGUGAAGAGAGAGAGAGGCUCAGCUGUGGCAAGUUCUCUCAUUAGACUACAACUCCCAUCAACCCCAGCCAGCAUAUAUGAUGCUGAGGCUGAUGGGAAUUGUAGACCAAGACUAUCUGGAAAGCUCCAGGUUGUGGAAGGCUGGUGAAAUCCUGGUGCAACAUUUCCCACAUUCUUGAUAGGUGUGUCACACUUACUUUCUGGAUCUAAAUUGGAAACAAACUCCUCCACCUCGAAAAGGAUUCCUUUCAGACUGUAGUAAGGAGGAAAGGAGCUGGGUCCCUAUGUUUCUGCCUGUGUUGCGGCUUCUGUUGGCAGGCCUUUUAAUUUAUAAAGAUGCAAAGAGAUAAUGGUCUCUAAGAGCAGGUGUUUUGCUGCAUCUCUGCCUCAGAAGUGACAGGGCAAUCCAGACAUCCCCAUCAGAGGCUAAGUGGAAAGAGGUGAGAGCAGGAAAUCGUGCAGAGAUACAGUGAGCAGGCUCUUCUGUGAGGGGACACUUUGGGCUCAUGAGAGAGGUGCGGGUGUGGGUGUGGGUGAGUGUGUGGGUGGGUGGGUGUGUAAAUCAUGGCACACAGCCAGGGGCCAGUCAUAGUAAAUCAUAGAGAAGGCAAACAGGUCAGCAUUUCACUUUGUAAACUAGCAUGCUUGGAAGGUUUCAUUAUUCCCUCCCCCAUUUGUGGUUCUUUCCAGGGCUUCCAGGGUUUUGGGUUUGGCGAUGGAGGCUUUCAAAUGUCGUUUGGAAUUGGGGCAUUUCCUUUUGGUAUAUUCGCUACAGCAUUCAACAUAAACGACGGUCGGCCUCCCCCAGGUAAGGAGCACUUUCAAAUAAAAAAAACCCUAGCAAGCCCGCAAAUCAUUGGUUGCACUCACCAUAAUUAUAGGACUGGCAGAUCAAAAAAAAGCUGGCACCUGUCCAUUGUUCUUACGUUGCUGUUUGUGUAACCAGGGGUAAGUCCUGAUGUUUCAUUUGUUUAGAACCCUUUAAAUAUAGAUAAGCUAUUCUGUUUUUAAAACUUCAAUCAGAUGAGUGCUGCUUAUCUUCUGUUCCAUUUUUGUUUUGCUUUUUAAGUACAAAGUGAGAACAAUACAUUUCUGCUUAGCAGUUCACCUGUGAAGUGAUUCUCACUGGUAGUUUGUAAGGAACAGCCUCCAAGCUGAUUAGCAUCAGUGCUCUCUAUAUGGAGUAAAACCAGUUGAGUCACUUACGGUGGCCCUGAAUCCUGAGCAGGCUCCCUCCUUUGUUCAUGAGCCAAAGCCUUUGACAUAACUUUGGGGCUUCGGUGUCCUUUGACGUAAAUGUAUUUCAUGUCCACCACAGAAUAUAUUAAGUUUCCUGUCUCUUAUGUCAAGAUUUGAAAGCAAAUCUGAAAACCCUUGUGGGUUUGUACUAAUUAAGAAUUAAUUUUUUACUCUGCCAUUUGCUAACAGAGACUUCUUAAAACAAACGCUUUCAACUUGAAAUGUGCUGGGUGUUUUCAAUGACAGGCGCUCUAUCCUUACUUGAUCACCUUUCUGCUUUUUUCAUGGACACUGCGGCUGUUGCCUUGUCCUUCUUAGCUCUGGCUAUAUGCAGGGAGUCACAACAAUACAAGAUGUGGGGAUAUCACUAGUAAAGGGACCCCUGACCAUUAGGUCGAGUCGUGACCGACUCUGGGGUUGCGGCGCUCAUCUCGCUUUAUUGGCCGAGGGAGCCGGUGUACAGCUUCCAGGUCAUGUGGCCAUCAUGACUAAGCCGCUUCUGGCGAACCAGAGCAGCACACGGAAAUGCCGUUUACCUUACCGCCAGAGUGGUACCUAUUUAUCUACUUGCACUUUGACGUGCUUUCGAACUGCUAGGUUGGCAGGAGCAGGGACCGAGCAACGGGAGCUCACCCCGCCGCGGGGAUUCGAACCGCCGACCUUCUGAUUGGCAAGUUCUAGGCUCUGUGGUUUAACCCACAGCGCCACCCACGUCCCAAUAGGGGAUAUCACUAUUAUUAUUAUUAUUGUUUAAAUCACAGGCUGGCUUUCUGAGCAAAGCUCUCCCCAGGGUGGCUUAUGUAAUAUAUAUUUCCAGAAUGUAACAGCAAUGCAAAACGCAAUGUUUCAGCAAAUUCUGAGCCACUAUAAAAGUGAAAUGAUCCAGCAAUAAUAAAACACGUACACAACCCAGAACCAAAACAACCCGGUUUAUCCAUUUCACAGAGCAAAAAUAUAAUAUAUCGUUUGCUGAAACAGAGUCUUCAGAGCCUUCUCAGAGGCCUGCAGUGUGCUGAUGUUUUGAAUGUUGACAGGCAGCAAACUGCAGAUCCAGGGUGCUACCACUGAAAAGGCCCUGUCACCCCUGCCAUUUUCACUAACUGAGGCAGUGAGCAAAUGAGGAAGGCUGCCAUUGUUGAUAUGGGUUCAAGCAAUCCUUCAGAUAACUUGGGACAGUUGAAAGGGCCUAGUGAAGUCUUAUAAUGAAGAUGCAGAAUGCCGGCUGAUUCCAUGCUUUUCUGCUAUUGGAUCUGGAAAUACACUGCUUUUGUUUGCUGAGAGAGGUUCCCUUUUCUUUCUGUCUUCCCAGCGGUUCCAGGGACUCCCCAGUAUGUGGACGAACAGUUCCUGUCCCGCCUCUUCCUGUUUGUGGCCCUGGUGAUCAUGUUCUGGCUCUUGAUCGCUUAACCUUGCCCUGUAUUGUACCAUGGUUUGUGGGGCUCCGAACUGGUCACAGAUGACUGCUUCUUCUUCUCUGUGCCCCACUGCCAGCCUCUUGGUGUCUGGUUCCAUAGCUCAUGGGCUCCCGCAAGCCCCGAUGUCUGCUGCAGUGGGAGGAGGACUCUUGCUUAUUACGCCAGAGUAAAUGGAAUUAAAGGUCUCUCUUUAAAAGCAUUCUAAAGUCCAGCCAUGUGUCACGCAACAGGUAACUGGCUAAGGCUGUGAACCUAGCUUUGAGCUCCACGUGCCAAGAGGGAGCAUUGUUUGAAAUCAUGUGCCAAGCCAUUAAACCAGGUGCUGGCCCUGGAGGGAGAGUGGGUGGCAAGGCCAGGCAUGGAAACACUUGUCCUGUUUCUCAGGUGAGCCUUGCAACCCAACAGCACUGAAGGGAGAUCAAUGGACCGACUGCUUCAGAAUCCAGUUGCAUAGAUUGACCGAAACCCAACUUGCUCCUGGAAAUUGUCUUCUUAUGUGAGUACAACUUGGGAAGACCAUCAGGCGGCAGGUGAGGUCACCUUAGGAGUAUUCACUUCCUCCUGUUUCCCACCUGGCUGGCCUUUUCCCAGGGAUAUUUAAACAAGUUAAGGGAUAAGAGACUCUCUCACCCUGAAACAAUAAAAUACCCAAAACUUCCUGGAACCAGAUGGGGCAGGUUCUCUCAUCUCAGGGCUGGGGGUGGGGAUGUUGGACACCAGAGGGGUCCCCUCUGGGCUUGUUGCACAGCACACUUCCGCAUGGAUGAAAGCAGUGUUGUUUUCCUAAAACUUGUAUAACAGCUUUCAGCUCUUAAUUUGGAUAUAGAGAGUUCUGGUUACUGUAGUCAUUGACACUCAUUUGCUCCUUCCUGAGAUGAAUCCAACAUUGUCGUCUCCCCGUCCCCCAACUUCUUGGAAUGGUUGGUUUGGGGAAAAUGGAGGACAAUCUUCUUUUGAGCAUUUUGUUCUUCCCCCAUAGGAGUUUCUGCAUAGUGAGAAUAACAGCCUAACCUGGGGGCUUGUUCUCAAGCUCCAAGGGGUCAUUAGUUAGUGCGUGAGCUUUUUCAGACGACCAAAGCUAAUAUUUUGAAGGGUUGAUCAUGAGCAGGAGCCAGCAGGAAGUUCUCCUACACAAGCCCCAUUGAAACAAAUCAGAGCCAUGCUCUGGUUUCCACCUUUCCCAGCCUUGUUGUCUCUCCAUAUGUUGUAGUCCGGGAGUGGGGGACCUGCGGCCCCUCUUAGCCACAAUGCAUAUCACCAAUGGCCAGGGGUGAUGGGAAUUCUUGUUCAACAGCAUCUGGAGAGCCAAGGGUUCCCCACAUUUGUGAAUCCAACAUUGUCGUCUCACCAAAAUCUCACCAGGUUGGGGGAGCUUGUUCUUCGUUUCAGUGGGACCCACAUGGAAGAGCAUCCCACUUAAAUGGAUCUGAACUAUUUACACAAGGGAUUCCUUUGCAGGAGUGGAAGAAGCCUGGGAAUAUUGCUUUAAAACUGUUGCUGUUGAAUCCUGGGAGAGUCACAGGACCAAAAAUGAACCUUCCUCACUCCCUGACCUCACACUUUCUUGUAAAUCUAAGGGUCUCUUCUCAAAGACUCCUGGGUUUCUCUCUUGUUUUGCAGUGCUUUUGAUCUCGUUUUUUUCUCCCUACUCCUUUCCCAAUUUCUGUAGCAGCAAUUUUUUAUGAGUUGCUGAACAAAUCGCAGCCAGCAAUACUGAAAAGAACAAAUUGCAUAAGGGGGCUUCUUUUUUUUUGACUAAGGUCUGAUAGCAUAGUAAAAACCAGUCAUUCCCACAGUAGAAACCAGGAUGGUUGACCUUGCAUCCCCAGUAGUCACAGUGAGAGCGUUUCCCUUUUUUAAAAUGUAAAAUCCUUCUGUCUAUGGUUUUCCAAAAAGUGCUCAAGGGCCUGUCAGCGACAUAAAAAAGACUGUAACCUGUGCUGCCUCCCAGAACCUGCAUAGCUUAGAUUUGUUUUGUUAGGGGGAAAGAUGGUGCCACCUACUGUUGAUAGGGUAAAGUGAAUACCAUCAUAAUAUAUAAGGGAUCUCUGGCAUUUCCUUCUUUUUACAGUUCAUGAAAAUGAGUACCAUGGAACUAAAGCUGCCCUUCUGAAAGCAAUCUUGUUAAACGGUUUGCUGUAAAGCUUUUUUUUUUUUUAAGAAUAAAAUCUGUGGCAAUUGGGAAAGAGAAAAUUGUUACGGAUUUAAAAUAUUAAAGCAGAUUUGACUGCCUUGGACCUUUUAAACAUGUGGAGUAUUAUAUUUUUGCCAGCUGCUACCUGAGCAGAAGGGGAUCUGUCAACCAAGGUGACCACAAAAGUACCUAGCCUGAUUCAGAAGGUGCUGGAUUGGGGUGAGUCCCACUGAUAAUGGCUCGUGUGGGUUGUAUACUUAAUGUUCAAACGGUCCAGUCUCCAUAUUUUCCUGAAACAGCAAAGGGUUUUGUGGCAUCUUAAAGACCAGCAAGUUUAUUGUAGUGUAAACUUUCUUGGACUCUACAGCCCCACUCUGUUGCCUGCACCUGUUGGAGUUGUCUUUAAUGGAGGCAGAAGAUUUUGCAGUCUAACCUGCUUUUUAAGGUGCCAGAAAAACACUCUGCUGUUUGAAUUUCUACAUACAAACACGGCUUCUCCUCUGGAAUGUCAUAUUUUACUUGUGGGUUUGAAAUGGCCUCUGGAGUUCCCCUUUCCCCUGCUGUGUUGUUUUUUUUUUGUAUUUGUAUUCUUUUUCUCUCUCCCCCCCCCCCAAAAAAAUCAUGUAUUGAUUGUACUUGGCCUAUGGUUAGCAAAAGAUGGCACCACUGUGCAACACCAUUGUGAUUCACUAAUUUUCACUGUUGUGAAAGUAAUUUAGAAUAAACACAUUUUUACAUUACCUUACGUCUGCGUGGAAUUCUUCUUGUUCCUGUCAUUUAGUCACCUGCAGCCAUAGGAAUGUUGCUGAAGAGGUAAGUCAGCCAUAUUGUUUGAAGUAAAGGCUCUGCUUAUACACCUGCUGAUAUUUGGGGCCUCUUAAGUCUAAUCAGCGUAAUCAUGUUGUUACUCAUAUGCACCUUGGUACUAUCACAAUGGUGGGAUGCAGGUGGCGCUGUGGGUUAAACCACAGAGCCUAGGACUUGCCGAUCAGAAGGUCAGCGGUUCAAAUCCCUGCGACGGGGUGAGCUCCCGUUGCUCGUUCCCUGCUCCUGCCAAC